AUGCCAUACGCAGCCCUAACCUUCCUCUACCCCAACUACGGCUCGCUCACAGGCCGGUCCCAGGCGCGCAGCUACCACGACCUACACAACACCGAAAUCAAAAGACUAACUUCCAUCCUCCGCAACUUUCCCUCUGUAACCUCUCGUUCUGCGAGCUUAGAGCAAAAGUACUGGAAUGCUGUCAAAGAGCAAAUAUACGAUCUCCCCACAAACCUCCACUCCUUAUCAUCUCGAAAGCCUGACAAAGGGAACUUAUGCUCUGGUCAUUCACGCCUGAAUGCCGAGCUAACAGAAGACGUGUGGGAAUGGGUACGCUACGAAUUCGACCACGGCAUCGGCCACUUCCUUUACCCCCUCAUCGUACAAGCCGGAUUAUCCGCAGUCCAAGAACUCAAAGUCCGGCAACUUGAACCCGUGCUCGAAAUGUGGCGAUGUGACUUCACUUCCGCGAUGUCUGUGCCUGAAGGACGGGAGCCCCUCUGCGUGGGGGAAUUCUACAACGGUGUGUUUAUCUCGAAAUGGAAGUUCCAGCACGAUAAAUGUCCGGCCUGUAUGCUUGCAAGGAUUGGGUCGGAUUGGCGGGUUUGCUUUGCACUGCUUACGGGCAUGGUGGGAAGGCGGAGGAAGAAGUAUAUUGGGACGAGGGAGAAUGUGAAGAGUAAGCGGGUUAGAUGGGUAAGGUAUUGGCUUAAGGGUUUUAGGCAUGGGGGGAAGCUUGUGGAUGAUGCGUGGGAUCUAGGCGAGGAGUUGAGGCGGACUAAGAGGGCUUGGGAGACGCAUAUAAGGCAUCGCCUACUGCGGGAUUUCUAUGGUAGGGUUGUUUCGUAUAAAGGAAAUGAGGUGGGGGAGGCGCCUAUUGAGGUGGAUAUCUCGGAGCCUUUCGAUCCUGCUUCGAAUGCGACUGGAAGAGAGAAUGCUAACCCGGCUACGAGCAUAGUCUCAGAGGGCUCUUCUAUCAUUGGAUAUGGCUACAGCCUCUCCGAGCCUUUCAUCCCCAACACGGGGACCAAUACUAGCCCCAACCCCGAUCCCACACCUCGAACGUUCUACUCAUACCUACACCAACCCAAAACCAUAAAAUACAACACUCUCUGCAACCGCAGUUCCUCCAUCUACUCCACCUCCACUUUCGGCACGCCCCUCACUCUCUUAACCUCCAAUGUCCCGUGUCCCCAAACCAAUCCACCCAAUAAUACCCACACCCCGACAUCCAGCCCCAGCCCCUCUCUCCACUGCUCCUCCUCAACCUCAACCUACGCCCUCAGCAUCGCCUCCUCCCUCACCUCCAACGACACCCAGAUCCUGAGCCCAGAACUCGAGCCCCUGUUCUCAGGAAGCUUCCACAGCAUCCCUUCAAACCACCCCCAAUGCCACAUUCCAGCCCCCUCAUCACUACGAUCACAGAAGGGGAGUGUGGAGCCUGCACCGUUACGGCCCUCUGAUAUUUCCACACAGUCUGGGGGGGCGCCGAAAUGGGGCCGGACUCAGCGGGUUGAAGACUAUGGAGGAAUGAGAUCGAAUCCCUUGGUGGCUAAUCAUCAAUCAAUGUACACGGGCUUCAGAGAGGUGGAAUUGGAUGAUGAUUUUUAUGAUAAUGUCAGUCGGCCCCGGAGUCCCGCGGGAGCAGCAGCUGGAGAGAAUGAGGAGAGGAUUGAGAAGGAGGGAGGUUUUAAGGAGAGGGUUCUGAGUGGAAUUAGGUGGGCUGGGACUGAGACGGAGAAUAGGUCGAGGAGGGAAAGUACGUGGACGAAGAACACUAGGUGGAGCGAUUUGUAUGAUGAUUAA
This is a messenger RNA of Lindgomyces ingoldianus, 1785 nucleotides long. RefSeq lists its product as uncharacterized. NCBI's taxonomy places the organism in Eukaryota, Fungi, Ascomycota, Dothideomycetes, Pleosporales, Lindgomycetaceae. The transcript has a single exon. Bases 1 to 1785 code for a protein of 594 amino acids. The record is from RefSeq and is a predicted model, not a curated record.